AUGACAAACAUAGCUGAUUAUAAAUAUCUUAAGCGAUUUAAGUUGAAUGACGUAUACAAAAUAUUAAAAUGGGCAUUCAAUAAAACUAAAAGGCCCGGUUUUAUGCAGAUAAAAUCCGCAGAGAAGCCAUUUUCAGUAAAUUUUGUUUUUAUUGAAGAUUUUAAACAAAAUGAGUUUGUGCUUCCGUCAAAUUGUAAAUUGGAGUUAAAUGAAAAGUUAAAUUUUUCUGAUCUACCUUUUUUUCUUACUCGUGAAGUAAAAAUUUGUAAUAUCACACCAGACUUGUCUGUGUUGACUAAAGAAAAUCUUAAUCUUGUUUCAUUUAUAGAAAUAGAACAAUUGUACGAUAGCGAAAUAUUUGUUGAAAAUAAUCCUAGUCUAAAAUGUCCAGAUAAAAAUAACCUUUUUAUUAAUGAUACGCCACACUUUCUUAUAGCUUUGGAUAUAGAAAUGGUUACAACUGAAAUUGGUAAAGAGGUGGGAAGAAUAAGUCUUGUAGAUCAUACGGGUAAUGUACUAUAUGAUAAAUUUGUUAAACCUGUAAAUUGUGUGCAAAAUUAUGAAACAAAAUGGAGCGGAUUAACAAAAACAAUAUUAGAUUCAGGAAUAGACAAUUCUGUAAUGAAAAAUGAAAUUUGUAAAAUUAUAGGCAAAAAUACUGUUCUUCUUGGACACAGCCUAGAAAAUGAUUUUUCUGCUUUAGGAAUGUAUCAUAAUAAAAUAAUUGAUACUUCCUAUUUAUUUUUAGAUGUAAGAAGUAGAAGGAUAGCCUUAAAAGAAUUAUCAAGAUUUUAUUUAAAUACCAUUAUACAAGAUGGUUCCCAUUGUUCUAUUACUAAUGCUAUUACAUGUCUUAAGUUGCUUUCUAUAAAAAUACAAGAAAUGUUAGCAGUGCACAAUAAAAGCAGCCCAGAUAUUAAAAUUAAUCAAAAAAUUUUGUAUCAUAAAGGAUUUAAAGAAUUUGUAGAGAAUCAAGAAAUUGGUUUAAAUAUUUGUGUUACAAAAUCUAAUGAGGUAAAAUCUAACAUAAAUAGAUUAAAUAAAACAAAAAAUUUAACUUUUUACUGGUAUGAAGAAGAUAACAAAAUUAAAUUUGAAUUUUGA
Messenger RNA from Vairimorpha ceranae, 1104 nucleotides. RefSeq names its product rna exonuclease. The coding region runs from base 1 to 1104 and encodes 367 amino acids. Lineage: Eukaryota; Fungi; Microsporidia; Nosematidae. The transcript has a single exon. The record is from RefSeq and is a predicted model, not a curated record. Gene Ontology annotation, cellular component: nucleus. Gene Ontology annotation, molecular function: exonuclease activity; nucleic acid binding.